CAAGGGGCGAUGAAAACCACUAUUUGAAGCAAAGAAGAACGGUGCAUUUCCGGUUAGCAAAAAUGGCUCAAGGUUCAAAGAAAUUUAAAGCUCAGCGGACAGGAGCGUCUAAAAAGCAACAACAAAACAAACAGAAAGGACCGAAGAAAGGAGGGAGGGUCAUUGCCCCCAAGAAGGCUCAAGUGGUUCAGCAACAGAAGCUGAAGAAGGGUCUAGAGGUUGCCAUCAGGAACAAGAUUGAGCAGGAGGUGACCCAGAAGGCAAGCUUAUCCCUCCACAAACCACUGAGUGUGGUUAAAGGGCCUGAAGGUAAAGGCAACCCUGGAGCAGCCCGUCCAGGAACCAGCUCCAAAUAGGGCCUGAUACGCAACCGCACACCUACAGACCUGAGGCUGAAUGUGCUAAACUUAACGACUUAGUCAUGGGGCCAGUGACCUACAUUGACCCCAUGAAUCAGAUUUAAGAUACAUGCCAGCUGUCCUGUUGUUUUUGGCUCCUGAAUGUUUCAGCGGACUUCAGGCAUAUAGAAAUAGUCGGAGCCCUUCUUGUACAGAUGCAAAUUAUUAAUUUUUCAAUUAACAAAGAAAUGUAUAAAAUAAGAGAACAGACAUUCUAGAUAUGAUAUGCAUCGCUGGGCCAUGGAAAUUACAUAAACCUCCACUAGGGGGCACCACGGGACUUUAUUGGCUCUCAAGGAGUUUCUGAUUUGUUUGCUUGUGUUUUUUUAUUGUAAAAAUCCUGAUUGAAAGAGGAAAGAACAUAAGAAACCAUGACUUUAUAUCACCUUUGGGUUGUACCUCUCUAAAAAACCGUUUUGUAUCAUUCUAUCAUGAUUGUACAGAAAACAAUAAAUCAGCAUAAAAUAGGGGAAA
Messenger RNA from Siniperca chuatsi (mandarin fish), 872 nucleotides. RefSeq names its product linkage group 3 C19orf53 homolog (gene lg3h19orf53). Bases 63 to 356 code for a protein of 97 amino acids. Lineage: Eukaryota; Metazoa; Chordata; Actinopteri; Centrarchiformes; Sinipercidae. The transcript is spliced from 3 exons. The record is from RefSeq and is a predicted model, not a curated record.